UUGAAACUUAACUAGUGAAAAUAAAAUGAAGAAAAAAUAAUAGCGUAUUCUCCAUUCAAUUCAUACUCUCACUGCACUGAAUGAAACAUUCCCACAAUAUGUGGACCGACUUGAUUCUGUAACUACGAUAAUGUUGAGUCUGAGACCGAAAUGACGCCUGGGGACAUUACAAAAGGAGCCUAGAGAAUCAGUGGCUCCUGAGGACCAGAGGAAUAGCUGCCAUGGGCGAUACACUGGAGUUCAGUGACAUUUACCAGGAGGUUAAAGGGUCAUGGAAUGACGGCCGCCUGCGGUUCGGUAGACAGAGUGUGGUGUAUAAGAGCAGUAAGACAGGGAAGGUGGACAGCAUCCCAGCUGCGGAGCUGUCUCAGGCCCAGUGGAGACGUGUGUGUCUGGGACAGGGCAUCAAGCUGACCACCAGCACCGGGCACAUCUACAAAUAUGACGGCUUCAGAGACACGGACUUUGAGAAAAUCUCUGAGUACUUCAAAGCCCACUACAAAGUGGAGCUGUCAGAGAAGGAAUUGUGUGUGAAGGGUUGGAACUGGGGCACCACCAAAUUCUCUGGCCCUCUCCUGUCAUUCGAGGUGAACGACAGCCCAGCGUUUGAGAUCCCCCUGGCCAGCGUGUCCCAGUGCGCCACGGGGAAGAACGAGGUGACACUGGAGUUCCACCAGAACGAUGAGGCAGAGGUGUCACUGAUGGAGGUCCGCUUCUACGUCCCGCCCGGGGACACUGCCACCACGGAAGAGGGGCCAGAACCCGUGGAGGUGUUUAGAGACAGUGUGCUGUCCAAGGCAGAUGUGAUCCAGGCUACAGGAGAUGCUGUGUGUAUCUUCAAAGAGCUACAGUGUCUCACGCCCAGGGGCAGGUAUGAUAUCCGUAUCUACCCUAGCUUCCUCCACCUCCAUGGUAAGACAUUUGACUACAAGAUCCCCUACACCACUGUGCUACGUCUCUUCCUGCUACCACACAAGGACCAGAGACAGAUGUUCUUCAUGAUCAGUCUAGACCCGCCCAUUAAACAGGGGCAGACACGUUACCACUUCCUCAUCCUGCUCUUCUCCAAGGAGGAGGACCUCAGCCUCUCCCUCAACAUGACAGAGGAGGAGGUGGAGAAGCGUUAUGGGGGGAAGCUCAGUAAGAACAUGUCAGGUUCUCUCUAUGAGAUGGUCGGCAGGGUGAUGAAGGCUCUGGUCAACAGGAAGAUCACCGUGCCAGGAAACUUCCUGGGUCACUCGGGCACCCAGUGUAUAACGUGUUCCUACAAAGCGUCGUCAGGCCUGCUCUACCCUCUGGAGAGGGGUUUCGUCUACAUACACAAGCCCCCCGUACACCUGCGCUUUGAGGAGGUGUCGUGUGUGAACUUCGCCAGAGGCACCACCACCACGCGCUCCUUCGACUUUGAGAUCGAAACCAAGCAGGGCACCCAGUUCACCUUCAGCAGCAUUGAGAGAGAGGAGUAUGGGAAGCUUUUUGACUUUGUGACCGCCAAGAAGCUCAGCAUCAAGAACAGAGGAUUCAAAGAGGGUUUAAAGGGUAAAGAUGACAUGUUGGAGGACUCAGACGAGGACCAGCACGAUGCCUACUUGGAGAGGAUGAAAGAGGAGGGCAAGAUCAGAGAGGAGGCCAAUGACAGCGAUGACUCCGAUGGAGAGAGCGAUGAGUCUUUUAACCCUGGAGAGGAGGAAGAUGACAUAGCGGAAGAGUAUGACAGUAAGGCAUCAGCCAGUGACAGCAGUGCAGAGGGGGGAGACAGUGACAGAGAGAAGAAGAAGAGACCAGCCAAGAAGGCCAAAGUAGUGAAGGAGAAGAAACCACGCAAGAAGAAGCCGAAGGACAGUGGCGCCCCCAAGAGGCCGAUGAGCGCCUAUUUCCUGUGGCUGAACGCGAGCCGCGAGAGCAUCAAAGCAGAGCACCCUGGGAUAUCCAUCACAGAGAUCUCCAAGAGGGCCGGGGAGAUGUGGAGGGAACUGGGGAAGGAGCAAAAAGUGGAGUGGGAUGGGAAAGCGGAGGAGGCGAAGAAGGACUAUGAGGUAGUGAUGAGGGAGUACAGAGAGAGUGGAGGAGGAUCCUCUGCCCCCUCCAAAAAGGAGAGGAAAAAGAAGGGAGGGAAGAGUGAUGAGAAGAAUAAGAAGGGGGCGUCUAGUGGAGGGAGGGAGCGAGAGAGGGAGAGGACGACAGGAAUAGACAGCUUUAAGAGCAGGGAGUUUAUCUCCAGCGAAGAGAGUUCCUCAGAGUCAGACAGAGGCAAGGGCAAACGCAAACGCAAGGGUUCAGAUGAAAAAGAGGAGGAGGUGGCCUCGACCCCACCUAGUUCCGACUCAGGAUCAGACUAAGGCGCGCCUGAGAGGAGAGUGAGAAAGAGAGGGAAGAACAUGGAGAGGGAAAAGAGGGAAAAGUGUGGAGAGGGGUUGUGAACUCUCUACCGCCCUCCGUUCCUCUCUCUCAUACGCUCAUUCUAUUCUAUUUUAAAGCACAGGAAUCAAGUUUGAAGAUAAUUCAUACCGAUGUAUUCAAAAAUAUUCUGUCCGGGAAUUGUAAAACUAUCCCCCUCAUCUCAGGAAGCGAAAUACUGAUUUUAGCCCAGUGCAAAAAUCCCAUAACCUGGCCAGUGUCAUGACUACAUUUCCCAGCUACACAUGCAUGACACUGUCUGUUGGUUUAGGCUGUGAACAACUCAGGUAAAAAACCUUGCCUGCUGUGAAAUGUAGUUUUCCAGAAUAUUACUAAAUUAAAUAUUAUAAGUAAAUGCUC
Molecule: messenger RNA, 2757 nt
Organism: Salvelinus fontinalis (brook trout)
Lineage: Eukaryota; Metazoa; Chordata; Actinopteri; Salmoniformes; Salmonidae
Gene: ssrp1b
Product: structure specific recognition protein 1b
Exons: 19
Coding region: 222-2339 (705 amino acids)
Cellular component (GO): FACT complex; nucleus
Molecular function (GO): DNA binding; histone binding; nucleosome binding
Source: RefSeq, a predicted model, not a curated record